This is a messenger RNA of Vidua chalybeata, 1275 nucleotides long. RefSeq names its product low affinity immunoglobulin gamma Fc region receptor II-like. Gene Ontology annotation, biological process: cell surface receptor signaling pathway. The coding region runs from base 1 to 1275 and encodes 424 amino acids. The record is from RefSeq and is a predicted model, not a curated record. Gene Ontology annotation, molecular function: transmembrane signaling receptor activity. The transcript is spliced from 10 exons. NCBI's taxonomy places the organism in Eukaryota, Metazoa, Chordata, Aves, Passeriformes, Viduidae.
AUGGCUGGGGACAGUGGGAUGGCCGGGAAGGUGACGCUGCUCCUGUGGGCCCAGACCCUCGGCCUCGCUGGUGCCCAAACCCCCCAGCUCCUCGUGGAGCCCCCCUGGAGGCCGGCAGUGCUGUGGGACCAGGUGACACUGACCUGCCAGGGCUCAGGGACCGCCGGUGCCACCACCUGGUACAAGGACGGGCAGCGCUGGGGACAGCAGGAAAGUGACUACUUCACUGUCACUGAGAGUGGCACCUACCAGUGUGAGAGACCCGGCAGUGGGCUCAGCCCCCCUGUGAGAGUCUUAGAUGACCGGCUGGUGCUGCAGGUGUCAGCACAGGCACUGCUAGAGGGGGACACGGUGACACUGCGCUGCCGGGGCCAGCAGGACAAACUGGUCACUGAGGUGCGAUUUUACCAGGACGAGAAGAAUCUGGGUGGUUCCCUCAGUGGGACCGAGCUGUCUCUGACCCUUCUGCAGCUGAACCACAGUGGCAGUUACCACUGCGAGGGCAUGGUGGGGUCCUGGCUGAGAAGUUGCCUCAGCACCCCCAAGCCCCUGCAACCCCGAGGCCCCCUCCUGCACAUGUUCUACCAGGAUGGGCAGGUGGUGGGGGGCCCAAAGGGGUCCCUACAGCUGCUGGUGCCCGCUGUGGGCGUCUCCUACUCUGGGAAUUACAGCUUGCCCGUGGCCAAUGCCACCAUCACCCCCGCUCCCCUGGCACACCAAGUGCACCCAGGCGAACCCGUGACCCUGCGUUGCUCAGUGCAGGUGGGCUCAGCCCCUGUCACCUUCACCUGGCUGCACAACGGGCAGGAGGUGGCCCACGGUCCCCUCCUGGAGCUCAGGGACAUCGAUGUGGGACAUUCAGGCACCUACCAGUGCGUGGCCACCAACCAGCUGGGACAGGACGGGCACAACAUGUUCUGGGCAUUCAGCCCAGAGCUGGCCCUGGCGGUGACACCGUGGGGACACAGGGACACAGUGGCCACAGGGCUCAGUGGGGCCCUUUUGUUCCUGGUCCUGCUCGUGGGUGUCAUUGUGGCCUGGCACCGGUGGCACCGUGUGGCAGCUGCCAGGAAGCACCAGGAAAGGGCCCUCCCGGAUCAGCCAGGCCCCCCUGAGGAGGGGGAGGUGCUGUACACCCAGGUCGUGAGCAGCAAACAGGCGCAGUUGUCCCCCCGUGCCACCACACCCCAGGAUCCCCGCGUCACCUACGCGGAGCUGCGGGGACCCCACGGGCGACCUCAGGAACCCGGUGACAUCUACGGGAAUGUGCUGUGA